AACGAGAAGUUCUUUUUUCUUUUGCAGGAGUCGCCUAGGGCACACACUGUUUGGUGCCAUGAGUUGUGCAUUAGCGAUGGAAUAGGCGAAACCGACUUGUCUUCGGAUUGUGCUUGGGUGGGACGAAAACCUGAAAGAGGAGGCAAAUUCUUCAAGCAGUUCAAUAGCAUCACAUACCAUCUCUAAUUCUCAACCCAGGUAACUAUUCUUCACUCUUUCCAUCUAAAUGAACAAGCUUUUUUUUGUUUUUUCCUCAAACAAAUCAAAUGCUUCGUUUAAUUUGCAUAAAACUGCCCCAACAAUUGAAGCACAAAGCUUCAUCCCUUACCCAUGGCCACUUCUUCUCAACCUCCUCUGUCAAACCCGUCGCAGAACUCCCUAAUUCCAAGGACCCACAAUCUCUAACAGUCUCCUUCCUCCAAAACUCAUGUGGGUUGUCCUUGGAAUCAGCCAUUUCAGCUUCCCAGAAGCUCAACAUUGAGAACCUAAAGAACCCCAACUCAGUUCUUGACCUGUUGAGAACUCACGGUUUAACUCAGACCCAUAUUAGAAAGUUAAUUAGCAGUCGUCCACGAUUGCUAUUGGCUGAUUUAGACAAUAUCCUUAAGCCCAACUUGGAGUUGUUUGAAUCCUUGGGGAUUUCUAGCACUAGCCUUGCCAAAAUGCUUAGCAUCGCCAACAACCCACGUGUGCUUGAAAGUGAUGCAUACACUGUGGUUGAGUUCUUUAGAGCUCAUGGUUUCAGAGAUGAGCAAAUAUCAACUUUGACCGUGAAGCGUCCACUUUUGUAUUUAUUCAAUGCGCACAAGAUCUUAAAGCCAAAGUUGGAUUUUUUCAAAUCUUUGGGCUUUUCGGAUCUUGAAAUUGCAAAGCUUUUAUCCACGCAGCCUUCCAUUCUAGCAAGGAGCCUCGAAAAGCAUAUCAUUCCUUGUGUUCAAGAGCUUAGGCAGAGUCUUGGCACUGAUGAGAAUGUAUUAAAGGCUAUAAAGGCAGGCUACGGGUUAAUUCAAGCAAAUGUGGAAAAAGUGCUCAAGCCCAACUUGUCGAUGUUGAUAAGCCAUGGUGUGCCCCAUUCAUUAGCUUUGAAACAGUUGUUUUUAAGAUCAAUGAGUAAGACACUGUGGGAGCGAAAGGUGGAAGCUUAUAAAAGUUUUGGUUUGUCAAAGGAUGAGAUUUAUUUAGCAUUCAAAAGGCAACCAUUGUUUAUGGCCAUUUCAGAGAAGAAGAUCAAGAAAUCGAUGGGUUUCUUUGUGAACAAACUGAAGAUUAAGCCUUCUCUAAUAUCCAAGCAUCCUAUUCUUAUACAGUUUAGCUUGGAGAAGAGGAUUAUUCCGAGGUGUUCAGUUCUGCAACUUUUGAUUUCAAAGAGGUUGAUCAAGGAAGAUACUAGAAUUUUUCACGUGAUCAGAAUGAGUGAGAACAAAUUCGUGGAGAAGUUUGUGAGCAAGUAUCAAAAUGAGGUACCUGAUGUUGUUAGGGUGCACCAAGGGAAGAUUGAAUUUCAAGGGUUCCCCAUUGAUUUGAAACAGUGGUGUGUGGGGCCUCCAUUGAAGCCACGAUUCCUCUCUCUCUCUCUCUCGCUCGCUCGGUUGAAGGGGCAUAGCUAUAACAUUCCCAAGCAUUGUGUUCCAGUCACAAGUGGAUGAUACAUAUGUAAUGAGGCCUAGAGAGAGUGUUUAUAUCAUUCUGGUUUUGGUCAAUCCUGCAGAAUGACCAAGCCCCAGCCAAGCUACUCUGCCUACCGCGAAGCCAGCUUUGGUCAUGGGAUUUUAGAUAUAAAGAACAGGACUCAUGCUUAUUUUGGUUGGAAUCGUAAUCAAGAUGGCUAUGCUGUAGAGGAUGGUUGUAGAACUAUUUGAAAAAUAUCCAAAUUUUUGCAGGUUAAGUUAAGAGUUUAUUGUAAAUAAUUAAUUGUUUGGAGUAUUUGACAAAUAUUGCCAUUCCAAAGAAUUCUUAUUCAAAUGUGUAUCUGUAGUGUAUUGCCACACUUCUUACUGAUGUAGUGUAUUGCCACUAACUAUUCGAAUAGAUUGCAU
Molecule: messenger RNA, 2036 nt
Organism: Alnus glutinosa
Lineage: Eukaryota; Viridiplantae; Streptophyta; Magnoliopsida; Fagales; Betulaceae
Exons: 3
Coding region: 267-1646 (459 amino acids)
Biological process (GO): chloroplast organization; regulation of DNA-templated transcription
Cellular component (GO): chloroplast
Molecular function (GO): double-stranded DNA binding
Source: RefSeq, a predicted model, not a curated record